Ascochyta rabiei is the source of this 1713-nucleotide messenger RNA. RefSeq lists its product as uncharacterized. Bases 1 to 1713 code for a protein of 570 amino acids. The record is from RefSeq and is a predicted model, not a curated record. The transcript is spliced from 2 exons. NCBI's taxonomy places the organism in Eukaryota, Fungi, Ascomycota, Dothideomycetes, Pleosporales, Didymellaceae.
AUGCCUCGAUCAGCAAUUGCAAGUUCAAUAUUCCUGUCCAUUAGCCUGGCAUUUUCUGCGGAUGUUGCUCUCUCUUAUGACACCAAUUCACUAAAAUGGGCACCAUGCGACCUUGACUUCUCUUCAGAAAUUCAGCUAGAGGUGGCUGCACAUGCAGAACCUCUCUUUUGUGCAACUUUGCCAGUGCCCCUGGAUUACACCAAUCGCAAGAAUGGCCAGUUUCUUGAUCUGCAACUGAUCAAAAUCAAAGCAACCAAGGAACCUUUCAAGGGAAGUGUCCUUACGAACCCUGGCGGCCCUGGAGGAAGUGGUGUAGAUUGGAUAGCCACCGAUGGACCAUCGAUUCGUAACGAUCUGGGUGGGCAUCAUGAUGUUAUUGGGUUUGACCCUCGCGGCACGGGCAGAACCAUUCCAUUCUAUUGCAUCCAAUCGAAUAGCACUUCACCCAACAACAAGCGCGCAGAGUACAACUUCACGAUACCUCAAGACGAUAUGUAUUCUGUACUCAAAGCGAAAGCCUGGCGUGAUGGCGGGAAAUACGCCGAAGACUGCGCCAGCACGCCUGGAAACUCAGACAUUGCUCCUUACAUCAGCACGCCUUUUGUGGCACGCGACAUGUUGAAGAUAAUCGAUGCACUUGGCGAGGACAAACUCCAGUAUUGGGGUAUAUAUUAUGGCACCGUCCUUGGCCAGACAUUCGCAGGCAUGUUCCCGGAUCGAGUCAAGCGUAUCGUGCUCGAUAGUACCGUACGCUUCGACGACUAUCAUGCCGGCCAUUGGAUUACAGUGACGCGCGACACAGAGCGUGCACUGGUGAACUUUUUCACUGAGUGCGUCAAUGUAGGUUCUGAACUGUGUCCAAUCGCAAAUUUCACAGGUCCGAACGCGACGCCAGAAGAUCUGCAUAACGAGUACGCAAAAGUCUUCCAGGAACUACUUGAUGAUCCAGUCUUCAUGCCCGACGACUACCAUCCUCUACCUUGGUGGCAGCCUGGCAGUAUUACCAUUUCCCAAAUACUGAAGUAUUCGACUUUGGCUUCGGCGUAUCGCCCAAGGCAGUUCGGCGAACUCGACAUUAUUGUCGACAUAGCCCUGAGACGAGCAUGGGACGAAUGGAUUGCACUGUCUACACCCUUACCCUCCAACUCUACCACACCUGAAGUACCUUGGAACCUAGGUAGCAAUGCCUUCCACGGCAUCACUUGUGGGGAUGGAGCCUUCCGAGCCAACACCCCAGAAGAUAUGCACUCAUUGGUGCUGGCUCAAGCUUCCGCAGGCACUUUCUCUGAUGGCUUCGCACCUCAGAUCUGGCCAUGUGCACAGUGGAAGUUCGAGGUCAAAGAGCGCUACACUGGGCCAUUCACCGCGAUCAACACCAGCUAUCCGAUAUUGUUUGUCAACGGCAACCAUGAUCCUAUCACACCUCUAAGCACCGCGUAUGAGGCAUCAGCAAAUUUUCCAAGUAGUCGGUUGGUGGUACAGAAUGGACACGGCCAUGGAACCAGAAACCAUCCCUCGGCUUGCACCAACCGAGCAAUUGCAGAUUACUUUAAUGAUGGGACGCUGCCAGCUGCUGGUACGGUGUGUCAGACCGACAAAACAGCCUACGGUGUUUUCGAGGACUGGCUUGCUUUGCAAUUGGGCAACAGCACGGACAACAGUACGAUCGCGAAGAGGUCUUCUGAGAAUAGUCGCAAGUUCAUCCUUGUGUAA